Messenger RNA from Setaria italica (foxtail millet), 1161 nucleotides. RefSeq lists its product as uncharacterized. Lineage: Eukaryota; Viridiplantae; Streptophyta; Magnoliopsida; Poales; Poaceae. The coding region runs from base 91 to 765 and encodes 224 amino acids. The record is from RefSeq and is a predicted model, not a curated record. The transcript has 7 exons.
CUACAACCCCUGAUCCCCGUCUUCCUCCUCACCGCAGUAUUCCUCUUCGCCAACAAGCAAGCGGGUUGGCAACAAGGAAAUCCAAGGAGAAUGUCGGCAUCAAGCAAGCGGGUCCUGCUUCCCCUUCGUCCUCGACGUCGGCGCGCGCCGUCGCGCCCGACGCCUGGGACGGAAUUGGGAGAAAGCCGGCGAGGACCACUCCCGCCGACUCUCAUAUCCUCCCCGAUCGAACAGCUCCUGACCGUUGGGAACCCGGGGCGCGAAGCCGAAGCCGCCGAGUUCGCAGUCACCAGCCCGGCACCUUCUACUCAGUCCCCGUCUCGAUACAGAAAGAAAUACCUUGCUCAAAGGAAUAAAUUGAUUGGGAUGCUGGAGGAGAUGCAUUUGACUAGUUCUGAUGUUCAAUUUGACGAAAAGAAACAAGUGAGUGCAGACGAGUAUAAAUCAGAGAAGAGAAAGGUGAAACACAUAAUCAGAAAAGUGAAAUCAGAUGCUGCAAGAAAAGAGUUAGUUCUCAGAAUUGAAUUGAUCAAACAAGCCAUAUACAAUGAAUGGCAUUUGGAGGAUAUUGAUGAUCUGAUUGAAAAUGCCAAGAACUUCACAUAUGAGAUGAUUGGGGAUGUUGAAAUCGUUCAUUAUGAUGGACAAAACCUUGUGGACAUUUUGAGCAGGCUUCGCAAAGAUGCCAGGAAGUCUGCCACUGAUCAUGAUGAAAAGAACAAGCUGACUGCUGGGUUACGAUUAGGAAAUCUGUACAAGAAAUGAGGUCCAGAUCCCUGAAGGAUUCCAAGAGGUGCUCGGACAGUUUGAUUGAUACAAAGACGACCUUACAAGUAGAAGAAUUGGAAGUUAAGCUGGAUUAAGCUCCUUCUGGUCAAGUGUAGUUACCUGCGGAGAAGCUUUUUGCAGUACCCCAGUUGUUUGACAUUGUUAAAAACUUGUUUUGCUUCUCAACGGUUUUAGGUUUGAUCUGUCAGUGAGCUAAGAGUUUUGGGAGUAAUUGCUGGAUGUGAUCCCGUCCCAGUGCUGUAAACUUACGGUUUUGCUGUUUGGCUUUUGCUUCCGACCGGGUCUCAUCUAGACAACUUUAGAAACAGAAGAGUUUUGCCUCGUUUCAAGAUUUCAAAUUUUCUAAAGAAAAGACUCGGGUUAAUGUGCUGA